Aspergillus sclerotioniger CBS 115572 is the source of this 1632-nucleotide messenger RNA. Its product is annotated as snoRNA-binding rRNA-processing protein UTP15. Gene Ontology annotation, cellular component: nucleolus. Bases 1 to 1632 code for a protein of 543 amino acids. Gene Ontology annotation, molecular function: protein binding. Gene Ontology annotation, biological process: positive regulation of transcription by RNA polymerase I; rRNA processing. The record is from RefSeq and is a predicted model, not a curated record. Lineage: Eukaryota; Fungi; Ascomycota; Eurotiomycetes; Eurotiales; Aspergillaceae. The transcript has a single exon.
AUGGCUGCCCCCGUCCUCCCUCUCCAGCAGGUCAAGCUCCCGGCCCUGCCCUCGACCCGAUUGACGCCGGAGCAACAAUACUGGAAGACCUUCAAGAACCCUCUCCUGAUCCCCUCACCUGCCAAUGGCCCCGUCAACCUCAUCACCCAACCCUCCGCUCCAUCCUCCGUCUCUGCCUUCCCCUCCCUCACCCAGCCCCCCGACGUCUUCACCGUGACCACCGGCGCCCGAGUCCAGAUCUACUCCAUCCGCACUCGCAAACUCCUCCGCACAAUCACCCGCUUCGAUGAUACAGUCCGAGGCACUGAUGUCCGUCCCGACGGCCGAGUCAUCGCCGUCGGUGACGACUCCGGUACCGUCCAGGUAUUCGACGUGAGCUCCCGUGCCAUCUUGAAGACUUGGAAGGAUCACAAGCAGCCCGUCUGGGUCACCAAAUUCUCGCCCAGCGACCCCACAUCCGUCCUGACUGCCAGUGACGACCGGACAGUGCGGCUGUGGGAUCUCCCCAGCGAGUCCAGCGCCAAGGUCUUCGUCGGACACACUGAUUACGUGCGCAGCGGUGCCUUCAUGCCCGGAUCCCUGGCCUCCUCCGGCCUAGUCGUCUCCGGUAGUUACGAUCGGACCGUGCGACUAUGGGAUCCCCGCGUCGAGAACCGCUCCGCAAUGACCUUCAAGAUGGGCGCCCCGAUCGAGACCGUCCUCCCCAUGCCCACCGGCACGACGGUGCUCGCCGCAGCCGACAACAAGAUCGCCGUGUUGGACAUCGUGGCCGGAAAGCCCCUGCACAUGAUCCAAAGCCACCAGAAAACGGUCACAUCCCUGGCACUCGCAUCAAACGGCGAGCGCCUGCUCUCCGGUGCUCUGGACGGCCACAUGAAGGUAUUCGAAACCACCGGCUGGAACAUGGUCUCUGGCUCCAAGUACCCAUCCCCCAUUCUCUCCCUGAACGCCAUCACAUCCGGCAUCGCCCAAGAAGACAAGCACAUCGCAGUGGGUAUGCAAUCCGGCCUCCUCUCCAUCAAGACCCGACUCUCCGGCCAGCAGAAGAUCCGUGAACGCGAACGCCGCAAGGAAAUGCGGGCCCUGCUCGAGGGCAAACUGGAGGAACACGACCGCAAGGUAGCCAAGCAGAAGAAGGUCCGCGGCUCCGGAUGGGAGAAGCGACUGCGCGGGCGCGAUUUCGUCGGCGAAGGCGUGGACAUUGUGAUCGAGGGCCGGGACCGCAAGAAGCGGAAGAAGGAGCAAAGCUGGGAGCAUGAUCUGCGCAAGGCGCGGUAUUCUGCAGCGCUGGACCAGGUCCUGGGGACAAGCGACAAGACGGCGCAGCUGACGCUGUUGACGGCGUUGCGACACCGGUCGGCGCUGCGGGCGUCGCUGCAGAACCGCGACGAGGUCACCCUGCAGCCGGUGCUGCAGUGGGUGCAUAAGAGCAUUACGGAGCCGCGGCUGGUGCAUCUGAGCGUGGAGGUGGCGAUGAAUGUGUUGGACAUUUACUCGGGCAAUCUGGGACAGUCGGCUCAGAUCGAUAAGAUGGUGGAGCGGCUGCACCGGCGGGUGCGCGACGAGGUGGAGAUGGCGCAUCAAGCGUGCCAGACAAAGGGCAUGUUGGAGAUGUUGCAGGCCGCGGCGUAG